Molecule: messenger RNA, 1620 nt
Organism: Strongylocentrotus purpuratus (purple sea urchin)
Lineage: Eukaryota; Metazoa; Echinodermata; Echinoidea; Camarodonta; Strongylocentrotidae
Gene: nhp2
Product: H/ACA ribonucleoprotein complex subunit 2-like protein
Exons: 4
Coding region: 241-699 (152 amino acids)
Biological process (GO): snRNA pseudouridine synthesis; rRNA pseudouridine synthesis
Cellular component (GO): box H/ACA snoRNP complex; nucleolus
Molecular function (GO): box H/ACA snoRNA binding
Source: RefSeq, a predicted model, not a curated record
AUGCAUGCGACUAGUAUACUUCUACAGUAAUCGAUGCACCGCAGUUAUGAGGCAUCGAUGGGUCUCGUUCAAUGGAGCGAAAUCUCUGAACUAACCACGCCGCUUGCGCUGGCAUAGCUAACUGCUCGGGCCGUACUACUCGAGCUUUAUGCCUGGCGUGGCCACUGCACUACACACAUAGCUUAAUACGCAGCUGUUGAACACGUGGACGAGACGACACUAGAAUUAAAAAGCACAAGCAUGAAGUCACCAGCAGUAAAGAACGGGAUCGACCACGCUGAGGAAGCUGAAACACAGGAACUAUCAUAUGAUGAACUUGUUACGCGAAUUUCUCCCAUAGCCAAUCCUCUAGCUUCAAGGAAACUAACGAAAAAGUUGUACAAAGUCAUCAAAAAAGCUAGUAAAGAAAAGAUGGUCCGACGUGGUGUAAAAGAAGUUCAAAAGUUUCUUCGCAAAGGAGAAAAAGGGUUUGUGGUGUUUGCUGGAGAUGUAACGCCCAUUGAAGUCAUGUGCCAUCUGCCUGGUGUAUGCGAAGACCUUGAUCUGCCCUAUGCCUACGUUCCUUCAAAAUCUGACUUGGGAGCUUCAAGCGGGGCAAAGAGGGCGACAUGCUGCAUUCUGGUGAAGAAGCAUGCAGACUACGAAGAUAGCUACAAGGAAUGUCUCACUCUAGUAAAGGCCCUACCUCCUCCGAUUUAAGAAGACAUUCUCAGAUAUCAGAAGACUUUUUGGUUUCUUUGUACUGCUAUACAAAGGAUUCAUGGACUCAUUUCAGGCAAACGUCAGUGAAAAAGGUUUUUUUGGAGAAUGACAUUGAUGCGAAGUUUAAUCUUUCAAAUAUCAAGGAAGAUAAUGAUUUCAUUUUUGUGGCAUGUUCUUAAAUCUUUUAAAGAGGCAGCAGUUAGAAUUACUAGAAUUACAGUGACCAAAUAUCUUGGACUUGACUUGUAACUAUUUCCUUGAGACAAGGAAGUUACCUUAUACCUGUAUAUGGAAACUAUCUUUUAGUAGAGCCUUUUAACCAAUAUCUUAGACUGUUAUAUUAUUAUCUCUAAAGUUUGAUAUAUCGCUGUUCCUUGUAAUGAGGUUUCACUGUUCCAAAUUGUCUUGCUGCGAAAAAUAUUGUCCCAUCUUUCUUUAUUUUUAAAAAUAUUUUUUUAUAGUUAUCUCACAUGUCCCACAAUUAAGAAAUUUGGUAGAUCAUGACUUUCUUACCUAACCAGUACGUCCUAAACCUGGGCCAAGUUGAGUACACAAGAUCUAAAAUCUCUCUUUAUUGCUGUAUUGAAAGUCUAAUUGGUGCUCUGUCAUAACUCAAAGAUUGCAUUUGCUAGUGGAAUAGGUAGAUAUUUUACGUACUCCAAUAUUGUCUGGUAAAAAAGUUUUUAAAUCGUAUCAAUUGUUUUUUUCAUUUGAUUCACCAGAGCUAGACAAAGUCUCAGUGAAGCAUAUUAUGGUCUAGUAUUAAAUCUAUAAGUCUCUACUAUGUACAUGUACAUAUGACAGCUUAAUUUUUUUCUUUCUAAAUGAUGUAUAAUAUCAACAGAAACAUUGUGUAUUAUAAUUCUUUUAAAUUCUUUGUUCAUUAAAAGGUGUAAAAUAUGUAAAUAUAAACCAAAA